Molecule: messenger RNA, 855 nt
Organism: Arabidopsis lyrata subsp. lyrata
Lineage: Eukaryota; Viridiplantae; Streptophyta; Magnoliopsida; Brassicales; Brassicaceae
Product: RNA polymerase II C-terminal domain phosphatase-like 4
Exons: 1
Coding region: 1-855 (284 amino acids)
Molecular function (GO): RNA polymerase II CTD heptapeptide repeat phosphatase activity
Source: RefSeq, a predicted model, not a curated record
AUGGCUUGUAUUCAUGAUAUUGUUCGACAUGGAUUCUGUAGCCAAUGCAAAUCGGCUGUGGACGCUCGUCACUAUGCUCUCAUACCUUUCAGUUACCUUGGCAACGGUCUACAGUUUCGUCCCGAAUUUGUGGGGACUACGAAACGCCAUGUUUGGAUGAAGUCGCUGAAGGAAAAGAGGCUUACUUUAGUCCUUGGUCUACACGGCACGCUCUACGACUCCCGCCUAGUUUCACAACUCUCAGACGGAGAGAAUUAUUUAACAGGAGAAGUCAAGUCAAGGUUUGAUCUGCGGCGAUCAAAAAAAUUCUUCCCUAAUCAAGGCGAGGUUUUGUUUAAGCUACGACCGUUCGUUCACGAAUUCCUUCGUGAAGCGAACAAGCUGUUCCAGAUGACUGUGUUCGAGCUUUGCAGCCCUGAACAAGGGGAAGAAGUUAUAUCGUUUCUUGAUCCUCACGGAACUUACUUUGAAAAACGCAUCAUCACAAAUAGAGACAGCGAGAUGAAGAAUCUAGAUCUUGUUUUGGCUGACGAGCGUGGGAUUGUCAUCCUAGACGACAAGCACGUGUAUUGGUGGCCCGAUGACACAACAAACCUACUGCAGAUCGCACCGUACCACUUUUUCAAGCGCAACAACAACAAUACUUGGAUCACUAAACUUGUGAACUUUUUUAAGAAAACGUUGUCCAUAGACGACGAAAGUGACCCAAAGUCAUACGCAGAAGAGAGAAGAGAUGAGGACGCAGAGGAUGGUGGGUUGGAGAAUGCUCUUGAAUUACUUAAAGAGGUGCACAAGAAUUUCUUCGAUGAGGAAGAUGAGGAUUCAAGAGAUGUGAGGGCGUUGCUUUUCCCUUGA